CCAUAAAGGCUUGGAUGGCUGCCAUCUGACUACCUUUCAAUUUAUAGGUCGUCCGUUUGUUUUGGAUGACGUAGAUAACAUGUGAAUAAACCAAAGUGACGAAACAACCACAAUAUAAUUGUCUUAAAGUAUUAUUCUACUGAAAUAGAAUACUUUAGUGGGCGAACUCUUACCCAGACGCCAGUUAAACUGCGGAGGCAUACAAAAUAUACAAUUCUUCACACCUUAUUCCGCAAACCUUUUCAAAGCAGAUAACCGGAAACCAAUUUAAGAGUAAAUGCGCGUUGUCGUUGUGAGAAACUCAAUGACGUCACAGGAGGACUUUGGCGGAAUUCCUGAGCCCUCCAGUAUCCCAGCAUUCAACGGGCGCCUUGCAGCGUAUUGUUGACAAAGAAUAAACGAAACGGGGUGGGAUUUGAAAUAAAUAUCGUUAAACGGGAGAGAGAGGUGAACGUCAUGCUGCCAAAGAGCUGAAGUGGCUGCAUUUAGAACUGGAUCUCUGCACCGAUACAGCCCAGAGAGGGAAACAGUCCAGGGAGGAGGAAGUGAGCUCCGCUUGAGCCAAUGCAGCAGCAGAGCCGGCAGCCUGACCUAGUGGAGGGAAGCCUUCCAGUGUUUGUGUUCCCCACUGAGCUGGUUUUCUAUGCAGAUGAGCAGGCUUCACAUAAACAGGUGCUCACCCUCUACAACCCUUAUGAGUUUGCUCUUAAAUUCAAAGUUCUGUGCACAUCGCCAAACAAGUAUGCUGUGGUUGACGCAACUGGUGCCGUUAAACCGCAAUGUUGUGUGGACAUCGUGAUCCGCCACAGGGAUGUGCGGGCCUGCCAUUAUGGGGUGAUCGAUAAGUUCCGUCUGCAGGUGUCUGAGCAGAGUCAGAGGAAGGCACUAGGCAGGAAGGAAGUCAUGGCCACUCUGAUGCCCUCUGCUGCUCAGGAGCAGCCCCAGGCCCGGCCCCAUGAAGAAGAGCGCAGGAUGAAGGAGCAGCUUGCCGACAGAGUGUUUUUCGAGCAGACUGCAUUUCAGACAGAGAGCCGUACAGCAUCUGGGGGCCCCAGCCUUCUCACUGUCCUUUUAGGUCUGGUGUGUAUGGCAGCCCUUAUGCUCCCAACUCUGGGAGAGCAGGAGUCCACAGUGCCUGUCUACCUCCACUUAAGUGUUAACAAAAAACUUGUGGCUGCAUACGUCUUAGGUCUUCUUACAAUGGUUAUUCUACGCACUUGAAGUGCUCUUGAAAUCCUUGUCAAAAGCAAAUGUUGACGUGAUGAAAUAUGGACAUUCAACACAACCAGGAGGGUUGUGAGGAUGGGGGAAUCAUGUCCGUGAAACUCCCUCUAAACAGGAACUUACUUCUUAAAUGAUACAAACUUAAAGACACCGUGAAGUUGCAAAGAUCUUAUAGGGGUAGGGCAGUGAUCUUCUGUUUACAGGCUGAACAAUGACUGAGCUUGCAAAUGGGUCAAGCUGAGUAUUAUGUUAAGUGGAAUGGGGGAUUGACCAUGAGUAUAUUGAAUUAAAUGUGGUGUUGUACUCCAUAUUCUGUGUGUCUGUGGCAUUUUGUUGCCGUCUCAAGACUGAACUUCUUUUUUGUUUGCAUUUUUUUAUGCCCUUAUUUCUUGUGCUGCUCAGAUGUUUGUCCCCUGCUUAAAUAUUGUACACAGUUAUCUAUAGAUAUCCACACAAAAUAAACCAAAUGGAUUUUUCAAAGACA
Molecule: messenger RNA, 1708 nt
Organism: Triplophysa dalaica
Lineage: Eukaryota; Metazoa; Chordata; Actinopteri; Cypriniformes; Nemacheilidae
Gene: mospd1
Product: motile sperm domain containing 1
Exons: 6
Coding region: 565-1221 (218 amino acids)
Cellular component (GO): cytoplasm
Source: RefSeq, a predicted model, not a curated record